Molecule: messenger RNA, 1033 nt
Organism: Macrobrachium nipponense
Lineage: Eukaryota; Metazoa; Arthropoda; Malacostraca; Decapoda; Palaemonidae
Product: acanthoscurrin-2-like
Exons: 2
Coding region: 17-688 (223 amino acids)
Source: RefSeq, a predicted model, not a curated record
CUCUGACGUGUACAGAAUGGCAAGACAUUCACCUCUUCCCCUGGCAGUAGCCAUUUGCUCUGUGGCCUCUGCUCUUGCAGGAGGUCUCCUUGGAAGCACAGGUGGGGUUGCAGGCGUGUCAGGUGCUCUUGGAAGCCUCGGACACCUUGGAAGCGUUGGUGUUGGAGGUGGGAACUUGGGGAAUGUUGUUGGGGGUAGUUAUCUAGGAGCUGGACAUCUUGGAGGAGCUGGUGUUGGAGCUGGCAACCUUGGGAAUGUUGGAGCUGGUCAUCUUGGAGGCGUUGGGGUUGGAGGUGGACAUCUAGGAAGUGCCCUUGGGGUUGGACAUCUCGGAGGUGUUGGAGUUGGAACUGGUAACCUUGGAAAUGUUGGAGGUGGUUAUAUAGCAGCUGGACAAGUUGGAGGCAUUGGUGUUGGAGCUGGCCAACUUGGGGCUACACUUGGAGCUGGCCAUCUUGGAGGCAUCACUGCCGGAAGUGGACUCCUUGGAGGUGUCUCAGUUGGGCUUCCAGGAAACAACCUUCAGGGUAGUGUCUCCUACAAUCCAGCCUUCUACCCAAACAUCAUUCCAGGAUUCCCUUUCUUGACUUACAAUCCUGGAAGCGGAUUUGCAGGAUGUCCCUACUGGUGCCGCAGCACAAUCCAAGGGAACUAUUAUUGCUGCAGGCGAACCCCCUACGCUGGAUAAUACUACAAUUUUUACUGAGCCAGGCAUUUCUCAAUAAAAGCAUUUUCAGCAGAACCACAUGACUAUCUGAUACUUUCAUUAUCCAAGAUUUUAAUCUCCUGGACACAGUUCAAGUCACUCAGAUGGGUUUGUAGAAGUAUUGCAUAUUAUUAUUAUUAUUAUUAUUAUUAUUAUUAUUAUUAUAAUUAUUAUUAUUAUUAUUAGCAAACUGACCCAUCUACGAUGGGUGAUAAAAUACGGGUGCAGAAGUGAAAAAUUUAGAUGUACUAUUUGUUCAGCAAUAUUAAAAUAAGGGCGAUUUUUAUACAUACCUACUACAGAACCUCUUUGUACACAAUAUUAUCA